Molecule: messenger RNA, 795 nt
Organism: Arctia plantaginis
Lineage: Eukaryota; Metazoa; Arthropoda; Insecta; Lepidoptera; Erebidae
Source: the annotation of a GenBank genome assembly
AUGGAUAAUGAUAAUUUAACUAAACAGGCAGAGGAGGUUGAAGCCCUAAGCUCCAUUUAUGGUAGUGACUGGAUCACAGAGAGCGAAGCCUCUAGAUCCUACAGCAUUAAAAUUGAAGAAAACAAAAAUGAAAUAAGAUUGUAUGUGACUUUGCCUGAUGAUUAUCCAGCUCAUUCACCGCCAAGGUACGAAUUAUCUGCUCCAUGGAUGAACAGGAAGGCUAAAGAAGAGCUCCAUAAACAACUGGAUGAAGUUUAUUUGGAAUGUGUUGGAGAAACAGUAAUAUUCCAGUGGGUCGAAAAAAUAAGAGAAGUAUUACAAGCUCUCAAACCAGAAAAUCAGGAGCCACAGCCCAAACCAGCAGCAAUUGUAUCAUUGGAUUUAGCCCUUUUGAACAUUAACUGCCCCGAAAUCACUCAUGGACAAGUGAUCGUUGACAGAAAAAGUAGUUUCCAAGGACAUGCGGCUGAAGUACAUUGUGCUGAGGAUGUUCAGGCCGUCCUAACAAAAUUAAAACAGAAUAAGAAAAUUCUUAAUGCGACUCAUAAUAUAUACGCUUACCGUAUAGAGCGCAAAACAGCGAAGGGCACAACGAUGCUGCAAGAUUGUGAUGAUGAUGGCGAGACUCACGCAGGAAGCAGGAUGCUGCAUCUUCUGCAGAUACUGGACCAGAAGAAUACACUAGUUGUUGUCUCACGGUGGUAUGGCGGUAUCCAGCUAGGACCCGACCGGUUUCGGCACAUUAACAAUGCCACGAGACAAGUGAUAGAACAAGCUGGCUUGUUGAAGAAAUGA